Messenger RNA from Myotis myotis, 1339 nucleotides. Its product is annotated as translation initiation factor IF-2-like. The coding region runs from base 1 to 1011 and encodes 336 amino acids. Lineage: Eukaryota; Metazoa; Chordata; Mammalia; Chiroptera; Vespertilionidae. The transcript is spliced from 2 exons. The record is from RefSeq and is a predicted model, not a curated record.
AUGGUUAAAUGCGGCAUUUUUCACAGGAACAGUCUUCUGGAAUCUUCACUUACGAUAGGCUACAGCCAAAGAAAAGCCAAGUGGUGCUGCCAGGCGCCGGCGGUGAAACAUAGAUGGUCCUUUCCAGGCUCAUCUCUUGCCACCCAGAAAGCAGCUCGGAGGCCGCCUACAGGUGCAAUCCCGGCACUGCGGCCAGGGCAGCGGGGCUGGGGAAAGGGUGAGCCCGAGCCCACCAGCACCUCUGCCUGCCCUUCCCAAAGCCCGAGCAGGGCCCCAGCGCGCCCGCGGCCCUCUCCCUCCAGUUUCCCCUCGCCGCAGCCCAGGCGCGGUUUGGGAAGGAAACUGAGAGCCCUCCGAGGCUCCGCAGACUCGGAUUUGGGAGGGGGUGGGGCGCGGCCGAGGCUUUCCCUCGAAACUGCGGCGAGCCUGGCUCCGGGAAAGUUUUUCAAAGUUCCCAGCAGCGCCUGCCCCGGUCGCCUCCGCUGGGCGAGCAGACGGCGGCCAGCGCGCCAGCCCCGCCGCCGCCUCUGCCGCUACCGCCGCCAGCAGCGCGCUCUGGACGGCUCGCUCCCUCGCGGGAAGCGGGCCGGCUCCCGGCGGGCAGGCCCUCCUCCGGGGGCGAAAGCCGCAGCUGACGCAGGCGGCUUGGAAGGCGGAAGCCGCCCCGCUCCGACCGCUCGGGCAGCGCCGCGGCGCCUACACCUGGGGUCCCGGCGAGCGGGCCGAGGCGCCCGGCCCAAGGCGCCCGAGGGGGCGGUCCGCGCCAAGGGCCCCGGGCGUCCCCGAGCAACUGACACUUCCAAGUUCUUUCCUGCGCCCUCCCCCCAUCCUCGCCAGACCCAGGGCUCCCCGGGGGCGGGGGGGUCUGUGCUGGGUUCCCCAACGUCCACGCCGUCCAGCGUAUCCCUGGACCCCCAUCCCCCUGGCAAGUUCCUCCCCGUACUCCCCCUACCCAGCAACCCGAAGGGGAAGGGGCGUGACUCCGACGGACACGCCCCUCAUGAAUAUUAAUAGAGCGCAUGCGCCUGCCGGGCGCGCUGGGUAAAGGUGGCCAGCCAGGGCUGCGGCUCCCAGACGGGCUCUCCGAGUCCCUCUCCGAGAGCCGAGAGGGCACGCGUCAUUGUGUUACCUGCGGCCGGCCCGCGAGCUGGGCUUGGGUUGUUUUUUUUUUCCUCCCCUCCCUCCCUCUUUCUGUGCAGCUGAUCUGAAAGGGAAUAAAAGGCUGCACAUAAUCAUAAUAAUAAAAGAGGGGAGCGCGAGAGAAGGAAAGAAAGCCGGGAGGUGGAAGAGGAGGGGGAGCGCCUCAAAGAAGCGAUCAGAAUAAUAAAAGGAGGCCGGG